CAUUGUUUGGAACGAAAAGCAAAGUUCCAAUAUUCUCACUCAGUUUUCGUCAAUUAUCAAUGUCCUAAAUCGUUGUUGCGAGUUGACUGUUGACUAUUGCGCGUCGUCGCGUACCGCGUGAGAAUGUCCUCGGCAAGGUUAUCGAGCGCCUGGGAGGACAACAAGUCCCGCUCGGAGACGGUUCUCUGCCCGGAUAGGUAUUCUGCUUCAGCUAAAGGACGUUAUUCCGCCAAUUCCGGUGGAAUGUCCCGAAAUGGAAGCAGAGAUGAGAUCAAGCUGCACAAAAGUUUGGAAGAAAUUUCCAAGGACAUUAAGGAACUGGAAGAUUUCAUAUCCGUUACGGAGGAAAUCCUGAAAAAGGAGCGGGAAUUUGACGAACAGCUGUACAAAAGGGAACGCCAACGGAAGGCUUUCGAGAAGAAGAUGCAACAGAUUAAGAAUAAGUGCAGUCCAACGAAAAUGUGCUUCGGAAGGCCCGAUAGUUCCAGGGUCAAAUCGCCGACCUUCAAAGUGAAUAUUACGCAGAAGAGGCGUAUCAAAUCGUUAAGUCCAAAGGGUUAUAAGUCCAAGUUGUACUUUAGAAAUGGGAAAAUUGGCUGCCUGGAUGCGGAAGAAGCGGUGUCCAAUCUGAAAAGUACGCAUGAAAUAGUCAAACGGAUUAUCAAUGAUGAGAAUAACAUGUUGGUCAAAUUAGAACAUCAGCAUUUCACGAUGGGCCCCAAGUCGGAAUCGCCGACCUCGGUUGGAACUCCCCUGGAGAGUUUGCAGAUGUGCGUUACGGAAUCGGCGACUUCUCUCUGCGAUGAACCGUAUAAAGAGGCAAGCGACGAACCCGAAGAUAAUGUCUCCGAUCCGAAGGCCGACAGCAGCGAUAGUAACGAGAGAAUCAUCGAAGACAUGGAAGUCACGAGUCCCCCACCGGAAGACAACGAUUUCGUAACAGGUCGUCUGAGACAUCUCGCGAAUCGAUUCUCGGAAAGAACGAAGCGCAUGAGAAGUAAACUGGAGAUUCCACCCACACCCUCUAGUAGUGCCAGUGCCCCGUCGACGGCUCCUUCAACUCAGAAGCAUAAUGCUGAAUUACUAGCCAUUCAGAAUUCUGCGCUAACCUUGCAAUCAACCACGGGGGCUCAAACGUGUGAUCGUCACUACUUUUGUCCUAUCUUCUGCUCCGGAGCGACGAAUGCGGUGCUGGAUCCGCAGGGAAAAUUUUACAUUUCUUGGCUGUUCAUUGUAUCGCUGUCUUUCCUGUACAAUGCGUGGGUUAUCCCACUGCGGACUUCGUUCCCCUACCAAACUCCUGAAAACACAAAAUACUGGAUCGCUGUUGACAUUUGCGCUGAUGUUAUCUAUCUAAUUGACAUCCUGUUCGUUAAGCACAGAAUUAUGUACUUGUUUGAAGGUUUUUGGGUCAAGGACACCGAUCUGACGCGUAAGAAUUAUAUGAGGAAGUUACAGUUUAAGAUGGACCUCCUAGCCCUGAUGCCAUUGGACUUGCUCUAUUUGAAAUUCGGUACCGAACACGUGGUAUUCCGGGCGCCUCGUCUGCUGAAGAUUCAAAGCUUCUGGGAGUUUUUCAAACUGAUUGAUCGGGUUUUAUCGUCACCACACAUUAUACGAGUCGUCAAGACGCUCACUUAUAUGCUGUACAUGAUUCACCUGACCGCCUGCUCGUACUAUGCGUACAGCGCCUAUCAAGGUCUCGGUUCGAACCGGUGGGUGUUCAACGACAAAGGCCACGCGUACGUCCGGUGCUUUGCCUUUGCCACGAAAACAGCAACCUCCAUCGGCAAGAAUCCCAAACCGGAAAAGGAAGGUGAGCUCCUAUUCAUGACGGCUGCCUGGUUGAUGGGCGUAUUCGUAUUUGCGUUGCUGAUCGGUCAGAUUCGGGACAUCAUUGCUACUGCGACCAGAUCAAAAUCCGAAUACAAACAACUGGUGGACGAAACGUUGGAGUACAUGCGACAGCUUAACCUGCCGACCGAUCUCCAGCGGAGGGUUAAGAUGUGGUUCACGUUCACCUGGGAACAGCAACGUAGCUUGGAUGAGACGCACAUUAUGGAUGCUCUGCCGGCUAAUUUGAAGACCGAUAUUGCGAUAUCGGUUCACAUUCAGACUCUGUCCAAGGUACAGCUGUUCGCCGAUUGUGAGGAAGCAUUGCUUCGGGAGCUGGUGCUCAAGCUGAGAUCGGUAACCUUCCUACCAGGAGAUCAUGUUUGCCGUAAGGGGGAGGUUGGGAAGGAGAUGUACAUCGUGAAAACUGGACAAGUUCAGGUUAUGGGUGGUCCUAGAAAUGAUGUCGUGUUAGCUACGCUGUAUGAAGGAUCGGUGUUUGGGGAGAUCAGUUUACUGGCGAUCAAUGGAGCCGAAGGCAAUCGUCGAACGGCUGAUGUCCGAUCGAAAGGAUUCUCGAAUUUGUUCGUUCUGUCAAAAUCGGACCUAAAUGAAGCAAUUGUAUACUACCCGAAUGCGCAAGCCAUUCUGAAGAAACGUGCCAAGAGUUUGAUGCGCAAGAAUGCAGCUCGUGAGAAAGCGGAAUCUCAGCAGAGUAUUGACGCCACCGAUGGUGAUACGGAUGUGGUCAUAAAUAAUCCUAAUCAUGACAAGUCUCCUAAACUGCUGAAAACGGUGAUUCAAGCACUGCCGAGGGAGUCGGCUGCAGUGCAACUGUUGACGCAAGGUUUCAAAGGUGAUCACACCAAGGUGGAAAUCGAUGAGCCGUCCAAAACGAAUGACGAUACUGCUUCGAUUCGUAGUUUAGAAGUGCACACCACUCAGGUGCAGAUAGAGAAUGAAAAGAAUGUUGAGCUACCCUGUGAUUUGGUUUACAGUAUUAAGAAAGAGCUGAUGGAUAAUAACAGCUAUAUCAAUCUGACCGAUACGGAGAAGUACAAACUGUUGAACGAACUGUCCAAAGAUGAAUAUGAACGUCAAAAGUCUCCUGUCUGAAUCGUGCUAAGCUAGUGCUAGUCUACAAUUUUUAACGCUUCUAAUUCAUAUGAUAUUUGUAUACUUUAUUGAUAGUUUCUUGAUGUGAAUAGAUUUAUCUGAUUGCUGUAAGCAAAACUGAUAUCACUUUUCUAAGCUGGCCAUUGUAAACUGCCGCUUAGAGCAGCGUGUGGCAGAUUGUUCCUGGAUAUCUAUAAAUUACCUGCGCGGCAUGAAGUGUGUAUACUUGCAAAUUGGAUUUGCAUUUAAAUGAACGUUAGUUACUGUGGCCUCGUAAAAACA
Ochlerotatus camptorhynchus is the source of this 3231-nucleotide messenger RNA. Its product is annotated as cyclic nucleotide-gated cation channel beta-3-like. Gene Ontology annotation, cellular component: plasma membrane; intracellular cyclic nucleotide activated cation channel complex. Gene Ontology annotation, biological process: monoatomic cation transmembrane transport. Lineage: Eukaryota; Metazoa; Arthropoda; Insecta; Diptera; Culicidae. Gene Ontology annotation, molecular function: intracellularly cAMP-activated cation channel activity; cGMP binding; protein-containing complex binding. The record is from RefSeq and is a predicted model, not a curated record. The transcript has 7 exons. Bases 124 to 2949 code for a protein of 941 amino acids.